AUGGUCGAGUGGUAUGAGCCGGACAGCUGGCUGACCAAGCUGUUCGACGCCCAUCUGAGCACCUUUCUGCUCACCCUAGUCGUCGCCUUUGGUCUGCCGCUACUGCUCCACUUGUGGCUAUACCGCCACCGGACGCCCAUCAACACCGCCGCAUUCGUGCUCGCUGGGCCCAGCGGCGCGGGCAAGACAUCUCUGCUCACAGCUCUCGAAACAGGCCGUCCCCUCGCCACGCACCCCUCGCAGACCUCGCACCGCAGCAUCCUCGCGCUGCCCGAAGCCUUCGUCCCCUUCAGCGCGCGCUACCGCAGCGUCAACGACCCGACCAACGUCCGCACGCGGCAGCUCUCGCUGACCGACACGCCCGGCCACGGCAAGCUGCGCGGCGGCGCCUUCGCCGCGGCCCUCGCCGCGCCCACGGCCAAGAACCUGCGCGGCGUCGUCUUCCUCGUCGACGCCGCCGCCCUCGCCUCGCCCGCCGGCCUGUCCGACGCCGCCGAGUUCCUGCACGACGUCCUGCUCACGCUGCAGAAGCGCUACACCAGCGCCAAGACGAGCAAGGCCACCGCCGUCACGCCCGUCCUGAUCGCCGCCAACAAGCUCGACCUGUUCACCGCGCUGCCGCCUCAGCUGGUGCGCGCGCACCUCGAGCAGGAGAUUGAGAAGGUACGGAUUGCUCGGGCCAAGGGCAUCCUAGACGUCGGCAUGAGUGAAGACAGCGUGGGCGAGGAUCACGAAUGGCUUGGUUUAGGUGGGGAGAGCAAAUUCGAGUUCAAGCAUAUGGAGGAGAUGAACGUGCCCGUGGAGGUGGUGGGAGGAAGCGUCAAGGGAGAAGAUGGUGAUGGCCCCGACGUCAAAGGCUGGUGGGAGUGGAUUGCUCAUCAGAUGUGA
Lasiodiplodia theobromae is the source of this 888-nucleotide messenger RNA. Its product is annotated as Srp receptor beta subunit. The record is from RefSeq and is a predicted model, not a curated record. The transcript has 2 exons. The coding region runs from base 1 to 888 and encodes 295 amino acids. Lineage: Eukaryota; Fungi; Ascomycota; Dothideomycetes; Botryosphaeriales; Botryosphaeriaceae.